Messenger RNA from Glycine soja, 1034 nucleotides. RefSeq lists its product as uncharacterized. Bases 7 to 480 code for a protein of 157 amino acids. The transcript has a single exon. The record is from RefSeq and is a predicted model, not a curated record. Lineage: Eukaryota; Viridiplantae; Streptophyta; Magnoliopsida; Fabales; Fabaceae.
CUCGCAAUGCCUCAACUUGAGCUUCUCCCACAUCACUCCAACCCCCAAUUUAAUUCUCCAAACCCUAAACCUCUCCCCUCAAGCUGGUUGCACUAUAUUAGGGUUCCACCAAUGGCAGCAAGUGGGGGUUGCAACAGCUUCUUAACAUUGUUGUGUGCAGGUGCAGUGCAAAAUCAACAUGUAUCACACCCUACAGCAUUUUUGGGAGUUCCUAAGAACAAUCAGAGAAAAAUGAAAACACCGCACAGGUUAGUUGUGGUUGCGGUGACUCAAGGCUCUGCUGAAUCAAGCAAGUCCGAUGAAAAAAUCCCUUCGUGGGCCAAACCGAACUCCGAUGAACCACCGCCAUGGGCCCAGGACGAGCCCAACAACAACAGUUCACAACAAGAAGGAUUUGAGAUCCCGUUCUAUGCUUAUUUGCUUGCCUCUGCUAUCACUGCAAUUGCCACUGUAACUAACCGACAUCUUAUUACUAAUUAAUAUAAUUGUUUUUCUUUUUGAUUGUUUCCUACUUUUCACUCAUAUGUAUUUUGUAUUAUUUAUCUUUUGCUUCCAAGAUAGGUUCCCUUUUCGAAUAUGUAUAUCAAAAGCCUAUUUUCGGAGUAUUAAGCUUUGACAGCCUGUUUUAUGCUCCCUUGCUUGGUUUUUUUGUCUUCACCGACAUUCCCUCAUCGGUAAUUAUUAUCCAUCUAUGUUCAGAUUGAGAAGCCCAAAGUAAAAUCAAGGAAAUCAAUUAACAUUAAUAGUAAUAACUUGUUGGUUAGUGGUGAUGUCUUAAUGUUUAAUUCUUUAGGCUUUUCUGUGGUUCAAGUAUGUUUAAGCUGCUAACAAGGAAGCAGAGGAACAAGAUAAGAGGGAUGACUAUUUAUAGGGUCUUAGUGGUUCAGAGUUGAACACACUUUCUUUGUUGUAUUGAUGUAAGUUAUAUGAGGAAAUUGCACAUAAUGCCUAUUGUAUGUCACACUUUAAAUUUAAUGUGAAUAUUCAUGCUUUGUAUGAAAUCAGAGAUUAGUAUGAUAUAAUAUUGAGCACCA